Chanos chanos (milkfish) is the source of this 1759-nucleotide messenger RNA. It is a transcript of the gene ap1ar, whose product is annotated as adaptor related protein complex 1 associated regulatory protein. The record is from RefSeq and is a predicted model, not a curated record. Gene Ontology annotation, biological process: negative regulation of cell motility; negative regulation of substrate adhesion-dependent cell spreading; regulation of Arp2/3 complex-mediated actin nucleation. Gene Ontology annotation, molecular function: kinesin binding; AP-1 adaptor complex binding. Gene Ontology annotation, cellular component: endosome. Lineage: Eukaryota; Metazoa; Chordata; Actinopteri; Gonorynchiformes; Chanidae. The transcript has 10 exons. Bases 201 to 1112 code for a protein of 303 amino acids.
CUGAAUAAAGUGCAAUCAGUAGACAAGCCGCUACCAGAUGCAUAUAUCCAUUUACAUGCCCAGAUCACAAUGCCACUUGACAAAGGAUAUAUCUGUUCCCUCUUAUCACUGCUGAGGGCAGUGGCAACGUGGUAGUGAGACCUUUAUUAGGGAUGAAAAGAUAGCUGACAUCUAUCAGUUCUGCAACCUGACAGCAUGCCAUGGGGAACUGUUGGACUCAGUGCUUGGGGAUAUUCAGAAGGGAAGCCAACCGAAUUCAGAGAGGAGGAGGGUCAAAGUAUUUCAGAAGCGGUACUACUGGCGAACACUACACCAUAGAGUUUGAGAAUCUCGUGGAAAGUGACGAGGGUGAGAGCUCACAAAGUUGCUUAAGACCUAUCAGUGAGGAGGAGGUGGGCCAUCUGAAGGAGCACCGAUAUGAUGCUAUCUCUGACAGGCAGACACUGAUUGAUGCUAAACUGAACGCGGAGUUAGUGGCACAAGAGGAGAAGUUAAGGCUAGAAGAGGAGGCUAUUUAUGCUGCCCAGCGUGAGGCUGCUCGGUUGGCACGGGAACGAAAGCUAAAGGAGAAAGAGCAGCUUGCACAGAAGACCAAAGGCAAAGCGGAAGCUGACAGCAGUGGUACCCAUCAGAAAAAGCAGGUGUCGGGUGGUGAUUUUGAAGUUUACCUUCAGAAUGUGAAGGCCCAGUCAGAAGCAUUCAGGAGUGGCAGACUUUCAUCUGAAACUAAUGUGGUUACUCCUAACACUGAAAGUAGCUGGGACUUCACCAGUAAAACCCGCUCGACCAACGAUGACGCCACCUCACUGGACCUGGAGUGGGAGGAUGAGGAAGGGAUGAACCAGGCAGGUCCGGCGUGGGAACGCUCUAAGACAGAGGAAGACAUCCUGAGAGCGGCGUUAAGACCAGGGGGCAAGCAGCUGGGCAGUGGUCCCACUUCAACAUCCGAGGAUUCCAACGCCCUGGAGUGGGAGAAUGACUUUGUGAGUGCGCACAUAGAGGACAACGGUGACCAUGAUGAUGAAGAAUUUGAAGGCUUCGUCAAUCCUGUGUUGGAUACGCCUACUGAGGAAGCUGAGGAGAAAUCCAGCCCUGAGAAUGAGGAGAGAUAGUCCUAACGAGACAGGAGUAAUCUUAACCUCACCUCGCAGUGCAUUCAAAAGGGACGACUCAAAUGAGCAAUACAGAUACUCAGAGUUAGUCCGUGGUCUCAACAAUUAUUGAAAGGGAGGCAAUGGGUAGGGAUCUGUUCAUUGGCAAAAAGGGAUUACUUUUUUUUUCAGUUUAGCUUGAUUCAUGCGGUAUCAGAAAUGACUCUUCCAUGUGCUUAAACAAUCUUUUUUGUUUUUCUUUUGUUUUUAUGAACUGUGAUAUGAUUUAGAUUCAUCUUCUGACAACGGGUCGACAGAUUCCGUACUUACGGUGUACUUUCCACACAGUGGAUGUCAGGAUAAGUUUUGAUAGAGGGCUUUUUUGCUGAAUUUAGAACUGUCCUGUCCUACAGUGACUCUAAAAAGGAAUCAUUCAGUUCAGCCUUAUUUUAGAAGUCGCGCGUCAAUGUAACACGUCAUUUAAUCAAGUGCAAUUUUUCAUCUGGUGUGAAGUUUGUGUGAGACGGUUUACAUUUUAAUGGAGCGAGGUGCAUUGUGGUGUUCACCCAUUUUCACCCAAGUCUUUGAAUUCAAUUUGAAAACACAUUUUGAACUGCUUUAUAGUGCCUAAACAACAAAGAAGUAAAAAAGAAAAAGAAAAAGAAAAA